Messenger RNA from Nestor notabilis (Kea), 1510 nucleotides. Its product is annotated as ribonuclease ZC3H12A-like. Gene Ontology annotation, molecular function: metal ion binding; mRNA binding; RNA endonuclease activity. The record is from RefSeq and is a predicted model, not a curated record. The transcript is spliced from 4 exons. NCBI's taxonomy places the organism in Eukaryota, Metazoa, Chordata, Aves, Psittaciformes, Psittacidae. The annotation marks the transcript as partial. Gene Ontology annotation, biological process: nuclear-transcribed mRNA catabolic process, RNase MRP-dependent; 3'-UTR-mediated mRNA destabilization. Gene Ontology annotation, cellular component: nucleus; cytoplasmic ribonucleoprotein granule.
UCAUGGAAACAAAGAGGUGUUCUCCUGCUGGGGGAUCCAGCUGGCUGUGGAUUGGUUUCGAGAGAGGGGGCACACAUACAUCAAGGUUUUUGUUCCACUCUGGAGGAAGGAGCCCCCUCGACAAGAGAGUCCCAUUGCAGAUCAGCACAUUCUCGAAGAGCUUGAAAAGCAAUCGAUCCUCGUGUACACCCCGUCCAGGAAGGUGAAAGGCAAGAGGGUAGUUUGCUACGAUGAUCGCUAUAUAGUGAAAGUUGCUUAUGAGAAAGAUGGAGUCAUUGUUUCCAAUGACAAUUACCGGGAUCUCCAGAAUGAAAACCCUGAGUGGAAAUGGUUUAUUGAGCAGCGACUACUCAUGUACUCUUUUGUCAGUAAUAGGUUUAUGCCUCCUGAUGACCCGCUAGGCCGGCACGGACCCACUCUUAGUAACUUCCUCAGCAAAAAGCCAGUGCUUCCGGAACCGAAAUGGCAGCUUUGCCCCUAUGGUAAAAAAUGCACCUAUGGCAAUAAAUGUAAAUUUUACCACCCAGAGAGACCACACCAAGCUCAGCUCUCAGUUGCUGAUGAGCUCAGGGCUAAAAUAAAUGUCCCAUUAAGCGUGGGGAAAGAGGAAGAGCUGUACAGGACUGGAGGAGAGCCUGCGCCCUGUGGUGCCUGCACAGAAACCCUGCAAGAAGCUGUCGGCUGCGCAGGGGCUUCCUGCUACCCAGGGUGGUCCCAGGGGAGCCGUCCUGAGCAGCCAUCCAGUGCCUGGGCCAGCAGCCCUGGCUCUGACCUGCGUCUGGACCAGCAUUUGCUACAGCCAGAGCCUUGGCAAGACCAUCCACUCCUGGAGAAGAUGUCAGCGCUGUCCAUCGGUGACAAUAGCUACAGCUACAACUGGUCCAUACAUACGUGUCAGGACAGAGGGGUGAUGGACAGCCCGCACCGGUUCAGUGACCCAUACUCGCUCCAUCCCCGCCGUAGCUUGGACCACACCAGCUUACCGGGAUGCCCUUUCCAGCAGACAGUGCUCCCGCCUGUGCAAGGUGGGACGUGCCCAGACCACAGCUGGCCUCCGGGGUGCUGCAGCACGCAUAGGGUCAGUCAGAGGAGCCACUGUGUCGCUGAUAGUGCUCAGCACAGACAGGCCCUGGGGACUCAGCACCACGUUUUACCACGGUCCACAGCUCUUCCCUCUGACCUGCCUCACUUAUACAGUGAGCAUCACCUGCAGCAGCAGCAGCAGCAGCAGCACUGCUUCCCCAGCCGCUCCCCACAGCAGCCCUUUCUCUUAGACACCAGCAAUGGACUGGGCUUCUUCCAGAAAGCCCACACAUACCUUGAUGCCUCUUACAGUGACCACUGGCCCACCCGAGCUGCAAGGCCACCCUCUGCCCAGCAAGCCAGCAUACACAGGGAGCUGUGCUCCCUUUUCCCUUACAGCGACGUGAACCACGUCAUGGCUUUGUACCCUGAUAUCAAGGAUAUUGCUAUCUUGACUUUACUGAUUCAAAGACACAGAAGCUUGUGA